Molecule: messenger RNA, 129 nt
Organism: Cavenderia fasciculata
Lineage: Eukaryota; Evosea; Eumycetozoa; Acytosteliales; Cavenderiaceae
Exons: 1
Coding region: 1-129 (42 amino acids)
Source: RefSeq, a predicted model, not a curated record
AUGUCUGGUCUUCCAUCGAUCAUACUACUACUUCCAGAUGGCUGUAAAUUUGGGUUUUCUACUUGGAACACUUUGUUUGCGAUAUUCACAAUCCGUCAAAAUUUCACCGAACCACAUUUUUUGAAUUAA